AUGGGAAAUCAUACGAGAGUGACAGUGUUUAUCCUAGCAGGUUUGACUGAUGACCCACAAUGGAAAGUGGUGUUAUUCAUCUUCCUGCUUCUCAUUUACAUGCUAAGCAUCACUGGCAACCUGAUCAUCAUCACACUCACCCUGCUGGAUAUUCACCUCAAGAGCCCCAUGUAUUUUUUCCUUCGGAACUUUUCCGACCUUGACUUCUGUGCCUCCAAUAUUAUUGAGCAUUUCUACUGUGACUCUACUCUUAUGCAGAUCUCCUGCACAGACACACGGAUUAUUGAGCUGAUGGGAUUCAUCUCUGCUUUGGUGACACUUGUGAUCACGUUGAUAAUGGUGAUAAUAUCAUAUACCUUUAUUGCCUUGACCAUUUUAAAAUUCCCUUCAAUUAGUCAGAGGAAAAAAGCGUUUUCGACAUGUUCUUCUCACAUGAUUGUGAUAUCCCUUUCCUAUGGCAGCUGUAUUUUCAUGUAUGUUAACCCGUCAGUCAAACAAAAGGUAUCUUUUUCCAAGGGAAUUUCUGUGCUCAAUACUUCAGUUGCGCCACUUUUGAACCCUUUCAUCUACACUUUACGGAACCAACAGGUGAAAAAAGGCUUCAUGGUUAUGGUCCACAGGCUUAUUUUUUUCACAAAGAAAUGA
Molecule: messenger RNA, 645 nt
Organism: Myotis davidii
Lineage: Eukaryota; Metazoa; Chordata; Mammalia; Chiroptera; Vespertilionidae
Product: olfactory receptor 6C75-like
Exons: 1
Coding region: 1-645 (214 amino acids)
Biological process (GO): G protein-coupled receptor signaling pathway
Cellular component (GO): membrane
Molecular function (GO): G protein-coupled receptor activity; olfactory receptor activity
Source: RefSeq, a predicted model, not a curated record